Molecule: messenger RNA, 597 nt
Organism: Caenorhabditis remanei
Lineage: Eukaryota; Metazoa; Nematoda; Chromadorea; Rhabditida; Rhabditidae
Exons: 2
Coding region: 1-597 (198 amino acids)
Source: RefSeq, a predicted model, not a curated record
AUGAAACUCCUAGAACCCACUAUCUCAAGCAACAUACCUCUCUCUCCCUGUGGUCCUGGAAGUCCUGGUUGUCCUGGUUUUCCAGCUGGUCCAGCUGGUCCAACAUUUCCUGGUGGUCCAGGUGGUCCUGGUGGUCCGGAUUGUCCUGGUUGUCCGUCUCUUCCAGGUGCUCCAUCGUCUCCUGGUGCUCCAGUGGCUCCUGCAUCUCCUGGAUUUCCUGGUUCUCCAGGUGUGGAUGGUGUGGAUUGUGCAGGCCGUCCUGCUUCUCCUUUCUCUCCGUCGUUUCCUGGAGCUCCCGUAUCUCCGGACGCUCCGUUUGGUCCAACAGGCCCUGGCGUUCCUGGAGAUCCCGGUCUUCCUGGAUUUCCUGGUCGCCCUGGUUGUCCACUGGUUCCAGUUGGUCCUUGUGGUCCUGGUGGUCCAGGUGGGCAUGGAUUGCACGGUGGGAUGUCUUGCUCCUCACAAACGAUUGGAGGUCUUCCAGGGGUUCCUGGCCGUCCUGGCGCUCCGGGAACUCCUGGUUUACCGUUACGGCCUGGAAGACCUGGACGUCCUGGGUGUCCUGGUUUGCAGCACCCGGCGCAUCCGACCGCUUGA